GUAACCUGGACUCUGAUGAGCCUUCACAGUUAUCGCGAGAGUUCGCUUAAAAACAAAAAAUACGGUACUUAUAAAAAAAACCACAAUGAUCAAAUCAAUUUUGAUCUUCAAUAACCAUGGAAAACCGCGUCUUAUUAGGUUUUACCAGUUCUUUCCUGAGGACAUGCAGCAGCAAAUAAUCAGAGAAACGUUCCAUCUGGUGUCUAAAAGGGAUGACAACGUGUGUAACUUCUUGGAAGGAGGAAGUUUAAUCGGAGGCUCUGAUUACAAGCUGAUCUACAGACACUACGCCACCCUGUACUUCGUGUUCUGUGUGGACUCCUGUGAAAGCGAGCUGGGGAUUCUCGACCUCAUACAGGUUUUUGUGGAAACUCUCGAUAAAUGCUUUGAAAAUGUCUGUGAGCUGGAUCUGAUAUUCCACGUGGAUAAGGUGCACUACAUUCUCCAGCAGGUGGUGAUGGGUGGCAUGGUGCUGGAGACCAACAUGAACGAGAUUGUGACUCAGGUGGAGAAUCAGAACCGGCUGGAGAAAUCUGAGGGGGGUCUGUCGGCUGCUCCGGCCCGCGCGGUCUCUGCCGUGAAGAACAUGAACCUCCCUGAAAUCCCUCGCAACAUCAACAUCGGAGACAUCAACAUCAAAGUGCCCAACCUCUCCCCCUUCGUCUAACCCUGCACUGCCAAGGAGACCUGCAGCCCCGGGAGGGAUAACGUGCUGCUGACUCCACAUCGCAAACGUUUAGUGGGGUGCUAGUAAAAAGAGACCGAUCUGGGCUCUAGUGACCGUCUGGUAGGGUAGGGAAUGGAGAUCUCUUUAUAGACAGGAAAGCCACAAACAAUGAGCCCUCCAGGUUUUCAUGACCCCAAUAUUUUACAUGUUAAAAGCAUGCUUUGAUGCAAAUCCGGUGAUACUGAUAUACUCAUUUCAAUGUACUCUGGUCAAAAUUGUGCUCCAAUUAACUGGUGUUUCAGUACAGUGCAGUCUCUUCUUACAUUGUUUUCAAUGGCUUUUGUGGGAUGCCUUUUCUUUAAAGAUUCGUAGAUUUGCUGGCCCUUUUUCUGUUCCUUCCUCCCAGCGCUCUGUACAGCUGUCUGUUUUGUUUGGUUUGGAUUUAUCGUUCUGAUGACUUCUUGGAAGUAAUGCCUGGCACAGCAUGACCACAGAGUUCUGAACCGGUUAAAUCAGAUCCGCUCCCUCUGUGUUCCAUCUUCUCUUCGAAGGUCCAGGACUGGCUGCACCUGCCCAGUCAUGCCCAACGAUUUUUUGAAAUGAGAAAAGCGACUUUAUUUAUGUAACUAGAUUCCAUUUCUUUCUUUUUUUUCUGUCCGGCAAAACAUAAUGUACUGCAUAUGAAAAAUGAUGCUUGUGAGGCUGGAUUUACAAAAUAAUAUGUAGGGGUAGCUAAGCAUUGCAUCAGACGUGGUGCAGAAAUGGAACAAUGUAACCGUGCUUUGUAUUUGCAUCAUCCAUUUUGUUCUUACAGAUGCUGCAGUGUGGUUUGAUAUGUAAUGAUGCCUCCAACUGCUUUACUUGUAUUGUUCCUAAGCUACUGUACAAUAAAAAUCCCCUGUUCAAA
Messenger RNA from Acipenser ruthenus (sterlet), 1574 nucleotides. RefSeq names its product AP-3 complex subunit sigma-2. NCBI's taxonomy places the organism in Eukaryota, Metazoa, Chordata, Actinopteri, Acipenseriformes, Acipenseridae. Gene Ontology annotation, biological process: Golgi to vacuole transport; intracellular protein transport. Gene Ontology annotation, cellular component: AP-3 adaptor complex; intracellular membrane-bounded organelle; membrane coat. The coding region runs from base 86 to 667 and encodes 193 amino acids. The record is from RefSeq and is a predicted model, not a curated record. The transcript has 6 exons.